Molecule: messenger RNA, 7103 nt
Organism: Pangasianodon hypophthalmus (striped catfish)
Lineage: Eukaryota; Metazoa; Chordata; Actinopteri; Siluriformes; Pangasiidae
Gene: kat7a
Product: K(lysine) acetyltransferase 7a
Exons: 15
Coding region: 281-2035 (584 amino acids)
Biological process (GO): regulation of DNA-templated transcription
Cellular component (GO): nucleus
Molecular function (GO): zinc ion binding; histone acetyltransferase activity
Source: RefSeq, a predicted model, not a curated record
ACUUUAGCAAGGAGCCGAAUAAGUCGACUCUUGUUCGUGAGCUGAGUCGGUUGAACUGACUCACUGAAAAGAACCGGAAGUUCCUCGAGAGCGCGCGGCUUUUAUGUUGUAAUUUCAAACCGGAAAUCGUGUAGCAAAGCGUACACAUAGCAACGCAGAUAACGUUUCUGAGUACGAUAAAAUACAGAUAUUAUUGCUGUGUUGGUGUUAAAUAUUAGGCGGCGAAUACACGAGAUUUUGAGUGUAAUAUUUUGCAGGAAACAGAAGCUUUUGCACCGUUAUGCCUCGACGAAAGAGGACCGCCUGCAGCAGCUCUGACGGCACGGAGGAUUCGGAUUUCUCAGCCGAGCACACGGACAGCUCAGAGAGCGACACUCACGCCGUGAAGACCACUCGCCUCACACGCUCCUCGCUCCGACUCAGCCAGAGCUCUCAAGCCUCAGCUGAGGUGGUGGAUUUUUCAGUGCGCCGUGUGACCCGUAGCCAGCGGCAGGAGGAGCCGGUCGCGCCCAAAAAAUACCCUCUGCGCCAGAACCAGCCGGAGAGCGAACAGCACGGCGAGGUUUCAGACCGGGCGUCGGAUGUGAAGCAGGACGAAUCUCCUCCCCGCACUCCCACGGGCCUGACGCGCUCCUCCGAGUCCGAGGCCGACGUCUCCAGCCCUAACGCCUCCCAAGACGAGAGGCUGGCUAAAGAGCUGUCAAUCAAAGAGUCAGGCUACGCCCAUCGGCCCAAACGCCGCCGCUUCCACGAGAGCUACAAUUUCAACAUGAAGUGUCCGACGCCGGGCUGUAAUUCACUCGGCCACUUGACUGGAAAGCACGAGAGACACUUUUCCAUCUCCGGCUGUCCGCUUUAUCACAACCUAUCAGCCGACGAGUGCAAGGUGAAGGCGAGCUCUCGUGAUAAACCUGCGGAGGAGAGGACGCUGUCUCAGAGCCAGGACGAGAACCGACACUCCACACGCCAUCAGAUGCGGUACAAAGAGAAAGUGACGGAGAUGAGGAGGAAAAGAAACUCCGCUGCAAUCAAAGAGCAGAAAGACAAAGACGCAGAGGACAGGCAGAGCCCCAGCUGUAACCGUGAGCCGCUGCUGGAGAACAUUACGAGUGAUUAUGACCUGGAGCUGUUUAGAAAAGCGCAGGCACGUGCCUCGGAGGAUCUUGAGAAACUGCGUCUCCAGGGUCAGGUGACGGAGGGCAGCAACAUGAUCAAAACCAUCGUGUUUGGCUGUUACGAGCUCGACACGUGGUACCACUCGCCGUACCCGGAGGAGUACGCUCGCCUCGGCCGCCUCUACAUGUGCGAGUUCUGCCUCAAAUACAUGAAGAGCCAAACCAUCCUCAGACGACACAUGGCGAAGUGCGUGUGGAAGCAUCCACCCGGAGAUGAGAUCUACAGGAAAGGCGCCAUCUCGGUUUUUGAAGUGGACGGCAAGAAAAACAAGAUUUACUGCCAGAACCUGUGUCUCCUCGCCAAGCUCUUCCUGGACCAUAAAACUCUGUAUUACGACGUGGAGCCGUUUCUCUUCUACGUCAUGACCGAGGCAGACAACACGGGGUGUCACCUCGUCGGGUAUUUCUCCAAGGAGAAGAACUCGUUCCUGAACUACAACGUGUCCUGCAUCCUGACCAUGCCGCAGUGCAUGAGGCAGGGCUACGGCAAAAUGCUCAUCGACUUCAGUUAUUUGCUGUCAAAGGUAGAGGAGAAAGUGGGCUCUCCUGAGCGACCUCUGUCUGAUCUAGGUCUCAUUAGCUACAGGAGCUACUGGAAAGAAGUGCUGCUGCGCUAUCUGCAUAACUACCAGGGCAAGGAGGUCUCCAUUAAAGAGAUCAGCCAGGAAACAGCUGUGAAUCCCGUCGACAUCGUCAGCACGCUGCAGUCGCUUCAGAUGCUCAAGUACUGGAAAGGAAAGCACCUGGUCUUAAAGAGACAGGACCUGAUCGACGAAUGGCAGUCCAAAGAGAUGAAGCGAGGCAGCGGCAAGACGAUUGACCCCGCAGCACUGAAAUGGAGUCCACCUAAAGGGACCUAAUGGGCAUCAGCGCCUCUCCAGCACCCCUUUACUCGCACUGUAGUCACUGUUAGAGUCUGCGUAAGGAACUAGUGCAUGCUUAGCUUCAAACGUGUUACGUAAAAAAAGCAGUAGAUGAGUGUCUUCCAGAUCCUGCCUUCCUGCUGAAAAGCACAAAUUCAUGUGUUUCCUGAGUAACUCGAACACAUCAUUCACGAGUGAGUUACAGCAGGAAGUCACACUAAACUGUGCGCUUUACAGGAACAGGUUUGAGAAACACUGAUCACUGGAUUCUCACUGGAUUCUCCCACUCUGUAGUUACUGUUACAUCCGUUACCUGCGUAUGAAACUAAAGUUAAUGUCACUGCUGAAGUCAGCAUACUUUCUAAGCUAACCGUGUUUUCCCCAAAUCCUGCUCCUUUAGUCACACAUUCUGUAUGUGAAACCUGAAAUUUAAACAAUUUUCCAUUUUCCGUAAACACGAUGCACUGAACCACGCAAUGUGUGUGAUGGAUUUAGACAUGCAGUGUGAACAAUCGUAAAGUGGUAGCUAUAAGCUCCCAUUAUUGUCAGCUACAUUAACAUCGUAGCUCCAGUGCAAAGCUUAAAAAAAGCAAAGUAUAUUUGGCAUAAAGGGGGACCAAUGCGUAAAUUUCAUUUUUAAAGAACUAUCGUAUUAGAAUCUGAGGCCCUGCACUGCACGUAGUACAUCCUGUUUACACAGUACAUUGUCAUUAACAAAACCCCUCCCAAUGUUACGUCAGUACUGAAACCCCUUUCAGUAUAUUAUGUCAGUACUGAAAAUUUUUCAAUACUGAAACCCCUUUCAGUAUAUUACAUCAGUACUGAAACCCCUUUCAGACCAUUGUCAGUACUGAAACCGCUUUCAGUAUAUUACAUCACUACUGAAAUCACUUUCAGUAUGUUAUGUCUGUACUGAAACCCCUCCCAGUACAUUAGGUCAGUACUGAAACCCCUUUCAGUAUAUUAUGUCAGUACUGAAACUUUUUUCAAUACUGAAACCCCUUUCAGUAUAUUACAUCAGUACUGAAAUCAUUUUCAGUAUAUUACAUCACUAUUGAAACCCCUUUCAGACCAUUGUCAGUACUGAAACUGCUUUCAAUACAUUGUCAGUACUGAAAUCCCUUUCAGUAUAUUACAUCACUACUGAAAUCACUUUCAGUACGUUAUGUCUGUACUGAAACCCCUCCCAGUACAUUAGGUCAGUACUGAAAUCCCUUUCAGUAUAUUAUGUCAGUACUGAAAUCACUUUCAGUACGUUAUGUCUGUACUGAAACCCCUCCCAGUACAUUAGGUCAGUACUGAAAUCCCUUUCAGUAUAUUAUGUCAGUACUGAAACUCCUUUCAGUAUAUUACAUCACUACUGAAAUCACUUUCAAUUCAUUAUCAACUAAUCCCCUCCCAAAACAUGAAGUCAUUAUUAAAACCCCUUGCAGAACAUUAUCAUUACUGAAACCGCUCAUCCACUGUAUGGUUUAGAAACACAGGAGCAGUUUUGGGAAACACUGAUCUAGACGUACAGACUGAAUUCUUGCUCUAUAGGUGCUGAUAGAAAUGUUUCUAGCAUAGGAACCUCUUCCUGUUACUGCUGUUGUCGUUGUUCUCAGUCCUGCUUCUGCUGUGCAGGUUAGUGGCCCUUCGUGCUCUAACACGCCCCUUACGAGGAUAAAAUGGGCAAAGAUGCACAAAACUGUGCAGUACUGUACAACAUUUGAGACAUUCCAAGCGUGCCAAAUGCUGAUGUGUUAACGCUAAUAUGUAGAUGAGCGUGUCCUGAAGUGGCUGAGAUAUUCCCCCUCUGCAAACACACCUGAUUCACCUCAUCAGCUUAUUUAAACACCUUUCAUAAGAGUGUUAGUGCAGGAAAACUCUGAAGUGUGCAGUGCAGCAGGAAUUACAAACAUGUCCAUGCAUAGCUAAUGCUUUAACAGUAGCAGUGCUACCUUUAUCCUAACUUUAUGAUUGAAAUAGCAGCUAAACACCGUAAAUGUGAAACAUGGUAGAAAAUGUGGGACUACAGCUGCCACUCGCUGUCCAAUCCUGUUACUUAAAAGAGAAGUUGAGCCAAAAAUAAAAUAUCCACAGUGUUCCUCUUACCUGAGAAGCUGUUGAUCAUGAUCAGCUACAAGGAGUGAAGCUUAAAGGCUUAUUAGCAUGAAUGAUUAAUUAUUAAGUGUUCAUCAGUGACCUUUUCUUUGGUCACAGAACACAUUUUGGCUGAUUGACUACAUCUGGUGUAAGAGGAACCAGGUGUACAUUUUAUUUCUGCUCCAGCUGUCUCUAUAAUUUAGCUUUUAUUCACUGUAUUAGGGUGUGAGUGUGUGUGAGAAAGUGAUCUUUGAGCCCCUGUUCGGUACCUUGGUUUUGUUUUUGGUCACUAAAAGGUCACUAAAAGGUACUGAGUCAGUGUUAAUGAUGGUUACAUCAACUAAGCUACACAAUAUCUGGACCUUUUGAUAAAUUAUAGCUAUUUAUAUUCUAACAAUCUAUCAGUAUCAUACUAUGAUACCAUGGUCAUCUAAAAUAAUUCUAUUUAAUAAAUUUAUCUUGCUCAAAUUCUGAAUUUAGCUAGUUGUACAGGAGUUGUACCAAAUAACCCAUAUUUAUAAUUAAUUUAUUUUAUUAUUAUUGACCCAAAUAUUAUAAUUCUGACUUUUAAGGACAAAAAAUGCACCUAUUUUUUAAGCUAAUGAGUUAAGUGGCAGCUUUAGACACUGAUCUCCUGAGCCGUUUAUGUCCUGGGUCGUGUGUGUGUGUGUGUGUGUGUGUGUGUGUGUGUGUGAAGAGAAUAAAAUCCCUCACUUCCUCUCAACCUUCAUGAUGCACUAUAAGCACUCCUGCAUGGUCCUGAUGUCAGCAUGCAGUAUUUUUUUUCCCCAUGUCCUUCCAAAUAAACUGAACAGAUUAAAAGCUUGUGCCGUCCAUCUGGGUGAUCACUUCAGUUACAUCCGUGUGCUGUACUCAUUCAAGUCCCUGUGAAUGAUGUUACCAUAGAAACGAUAAGGUUUUAGAUCAAGCACAUUAAUAUAAACCUGUGAUUUGCAGCUGCACUACUGUCACAGCUGCUGUUAUAGAAAAUUAAAUAAUAACUUCUGACAUUGUGGUGUAAUUCAGGAUGAGCCACAUUGCAUUUUUGAGGUUUACGUUUCAGCUUGGAUCUGUCCAAUCAGAGCUUAUUCUUGUUUGGGAUUCUAAAAUUCGGUGAUCGGCACAAACUGUACACCUAAAAAGUGACUUGCAAGGUAGGUGUACUUGAUACCUGGGAAGCUGGGUGCCAAUAUUAAUCUGUUUCUUUAAAAAAAAAAAUACUGUAUACGUAUAAACAUUAAUAAUUCUAAAGAGUGUUAUUACAUGCUGAUAGAAAAAUACUGUGCAUAUUGUUCGUACUGUUAUUUUAACAGACUUUAAUCUCUACGUACAGUCAGGUCCAUAAGUAUUUGGACAGUGAUAAUUUUAGUAAUUUUGCCUCUGAACACCACCACAAUGGAUUUGAAAUGAAGAAAUCUGAUUGAAGUGUAGACUUUCAGCUUUAAUUCAAGGGAUUUAACAAAAAUAUUGCAUGAACUGUUUAGGAAUUACAGCCUUUUUUUUUUUUUUUUUUUUUGAGAGUGUCCCUCCACAGGCUCAAAAGUAAUUGGAGAAAAUAACAUGAUCAUAAAUAUUAGGAUUAUUUUUAAUACUUGGAUGCAAAUCCAUUGCACUCAAUGACUGCCUGAGGUCUGGAACCCAUGGACAUCACCACAUGCUGAGUUUCCUCCCUUGAGCUGCUUUGCCAGGCCUUUACUGCAGCUGCCUUCAGUUGCUGCUUGUUUGUGGGUCUUUCUGCCUUCAGUUUUCUCUUCAGUAAGUGAAAAGCAGCUCAAUUGGGUUGAAGUCAUCAGACAUUUAAGAAUUUCCCUUUCUUUUCCUUAAGAAGCUCUUGGGUUGGUUUUGUGGUAUAUUUUGGGUCAUUAUCCAUCUGUAUUGUGAAGCAUGGUCCUAUCAGUACUGAGCAUAAAGUACAGCUGUCCACUUCAGAAUUCAUCCUGCUACUUCUGUCAGCAGCCACAUCAUCAAUAAACACCAGUGACCCAGUUCUUGAUUGUAGACUUUGACUAUGGUACACCUACCACCUCCAGAGUGUUCUUGACUUGGUUAGAUGUUGUGAAGGGGUUUUUCUUCACCUUGAAAAGAAUUCUGCAAUCAUCCACUUUAGUUGUCUUCUGUGGUCUUCCAGGCUUUUUGGUGUUGCUGAGCUUGCCAGUGCAUUCUUUCUUUUUAAGAAUGUACCAAAUUGUUGAUUUGGCCACUCCUAAAGUUUCUGCUGUCUCUAUGGGUUUUUGUUUUUUUAGCCUCCUUCACUUGUAUCGAUACCUCUUUGGACUGCAUAGUGAGAAUUCCCAUGAACAGCUACCAAAUGCACAUUCAAUGAUUGGAAUCAACUCCAGACCUUUUAUCUCCUUAAUUUGUCAUGAAAUAAUGAGGAAACAGGCCACAGACUGCUUAUCAGUCAAUUGUCCAAUUACUUUUGAGCCUGUGAAAAUGGAGGGACUCUGUAAGAAAACAUGGCUGUAAUUCCUAAAUAGUUAAUGCAAUAUUUUUGUUAAACCCCCUUGAAUUAAAUCUGAAAGUCUACACUUCAAUCACACUUUGAUUGCUUCAUUUCACAUCUGUUGUGGUGGUGUACAGAGCAAAAGUACCAAAACUGUGUCACUGUCCAAAUACUUAUUGACCUGACUGCAUCUCCUGACAUACGCUGCUACAAUGAAGUAAAGGUAUUUUGUUUUAGUAUUUCGAGAAUCUAUAUUUUUAGUGUUAAUAUAACAGAUUUUCAUGUACUAUAUAAAAUAUAUAAUGUACAGUAGAAGUACUUUAGCAUUUCUGUUAUCCCAGUAACUUUCGUGGAAGAAAGAGAGGGACUAAUAUUUUUGGGUUCCACUUAUCUUAAAGAAAAAAGAAAAUGUGUAUUACUCAGGAUGCCUUAAAUUACAUUAGCUUUAAUCACAAGUCUUCAGUAAAGAUUUUUUUUUUUUUAAUUCCUUUUUGGAUCAGUUGUGAACCUUAACAAGGUAUCUGAUAGUGGGAUAUU